GCGUGGAAUUUGCAUAGGCUGUACUGGGACAGGCAGGUUUCUUUUGUUGCUGGAAACAAGGAGCAAGUUCUUUUCCCUGUCUCUGCUUCCUAAUGCCUCUCCAAAAGCUCUCAGCACUCAUUGAUGCCAUCUGCAAUUUUGUCAUCUGCAAUGACUCCUCCCUCCGCAGCCAGCCGAUCAUCUUCAAUCCUGACUUCUUUGUGGAAAAGCUGCGCCAUGAAAAACCAGAGGUGUUCACAGAGCUUGUUGUCAGCAACAUUACCAGGCUCAUUGACUUGCCUGGGGCAGAGCUGGCCCAGCUAAUGGGAGAGGAGGACCCAAAGCUGCCUGGGGCAAACAGCACAGCCUCUGGAUUUUUUCGUUCUCUGAUGUCUCUGAAGCGCAAGGAUAAAGGGGUGGUGUUUGGCUCCCCGCUGACAGAGGAAGGCAUUGCACAGGUUUCCCAGCUAAUCGAGUAUCUGCACAAAAAUCUAAGAGCAGAAGGCUUGUUUCGGGUGCCAGGCAACAGCAUCAGGCAACAGAUCCUAAAGGAUGCUCUGAACAGUGGUACAGAUAUUGACCUGGACUCUGGGGAGUUUCAUUCCAACGAUGUGGCCACCCUGCUUAAGAUGUUCCUGGGUGAAUUACCAGAGCCGCUGCUGACACACAAGCACUUCCAUGCCCAUCUCAAAAUUGCAGACUUGACGCUGUUUGAUGAGAAGGGGAAUAAGACCAGCACUCCAGACAAAGAGCGCCAAAUUGAAGCCCUCCAGCUGCUCUUUUUGAUCCUUCCUGCGCCCAACCGCAGUCUGCUCAAACUGCUGCUGGACUUGCUCUACCAGACCGCCAAGAAGCAAGACAAGAACAAGAUGUCUGCCCACAAUCUUGCCCUGAUGUUUGCACCCCACAUCCUAUGGCCCAGAAAUGUGACAGCAAAUGACCUUCAGGAGAAUAUCACGAAGCUAAACAAUGGAGUGACCUUCAUGAUCAAACAUUCUCAGAAACUCUUCAAGGCCCCAGCAUAUAUUCGGGAGUGUGCCAGGCUGCACUAUCUGGGAUCCAGAGCCCACACAUCAAAGGACGACCUGGAUUUGCUGACGUCUCCUGGCUCCAAGGAGCUGCAGCCCCUCAAGUCUCAGAAGCGAAGUCGGCUGGACACUUGCCAUCAGGAGGAGACCCAGCAGCGCACAGAGGAGGCACUGAAGGAGCUCUUCCGCCAUGUCCACAAUAUGCCUGACUCUGCAAAGAAGAAGAAGCUUAUCCGGCAGUUUAAUAAGCAUCCUACACCUCUCACUCCUGGCUCUGAGGUACCCACAUCCCCAGCACCGCGACGCACCCGCUCACGCUCCUUCAGUGGCCUCAUUAAGCGGAAGGUUUUGGGAACCCCGGUUGUCCUGGAGAGGAGGAGCAGGGAUGCCACACCGGAGCCUGAGCGAGUCAGCAAAGAGAAUAUCCACCUGUUACAGAAAUGUGGAUCUCCAGCUCACAUGUCCCAAGCGAAGCUGAAAUCUUUGGAGGGGCGGAAAGAGGAAUCCUGUAGACGCAUGCGAGCCCACCUGCUUUCCAAGGAUUCAUCAUCCCUCUGAAUUGCCUCGCACCAACGCAUGGGUGGGGAAUGCCCAGCCUCACAAGCUGUGAAUAAUGUGCUGCAAUGAGAAGGGGAGCGCUGCAGGCUCACGGCAACCCUCACCAACAUGGCAGCGCUCUUGAAACUGGACCUUUGCAAAGACUGCAGGGACUUGUUUCUUUCUGUAUAUAAAUUAUAUUUCAUUCUACUAUGGGGCAAACCACUAUCUAACCAAAACUUGUGCAGCAUGUCUGACCUGCUGGGUCUGGGAAGAGCUGGAGUGCUUGCUUACAAGGAGAGCCCUGUGUGUUGCGGGGCCCAGUGUGCACUUUCAGCUUUCUCUGCAACGUUGCUAGGCUGUAUUUUUUUGCUUUUAUGCUCUGAGUUUUUAACACAUUGGCUUGUUUUUGCUCCCUCCCCUUUGUUAGCAGUGAGAACGAUGGACUCUGACCUUCACCCGCAUCCUGACAGCUAACCUUACCUCCAGGCCUCUUCUGGAGCCAUGCCCUCCUCUGCUUCCUGUGGGCUCUGUUUUGCCCUGCUGUCCCCAAAGGGCUGGAGUGCACAAACGGUACAGAGCACAGGAUGGGCCUGGGAGAAGAGGAGAGGCUCUGGGUGCCAUCAUUUCAAGUGGGGCCAGGGGAAAGCAGCUUCCCCAAUAAACUCAUCCCUCUGUUUCAGCUUGAGCUGGAGGCAGCCCUUGCUCACUGCCUUUGUGGUUCUGUGGCACAGUGCUGCUGCUGGGCUCUGCCUGGUGAGCAAGGAGUGUCUCUGCUUUGUAUUCUCCCAGGGAGGCUAAGCUGAGUGGGGCAGGAGGCUGGUAAAGGCUGUCUGGGGCAGGACAGCCCAGCCUUUGGAAGCUGGGGUGUCUGGGGUGGACAGAGUCUGGUGGCUGUUUGCACGGCAUAGGAACAGCAUCAGCAGCAUAAGAGGUGAGAGAGGGCUCUGGCCAUUUGUGAUCUGCAAAUGGUGCCAGAGGCUUUGGCUCAAGAUAUCUGGAUGGCUGGUCAGGCAACUGGCCGAUUAGUCAUUAAACUGCAGGAAAGGGCUGGAGCUGGGUUCAGCUCUUUAGCCUGAGCUGCAGAAAUGAGAUGAAACCAUCUAGAUACGGGAUAAACCCCCAUCACAGCUGGCCAGUGUCAGCUGCCUUGUUAAGCUAAAGUGUCCCAUAAGCCAGUCUUGCCAAGUACAGGUCUGCAAGCACUCUGGGGUAGGAAACACACAGGGUCACUACUGUGAAAUAAAGAUUUAAUCAGCUGGCGAACCAUCUAAACACUUCUCAGCCCUUCUUGGCGAAGCAAAUAAUCUCUGGAAUCCAAUUAUAAUUGUCUUCUAAUCUUUAAGAACCAGCAGCUGGCAGGAGUUAGAGCUCUGUCCUUGACAGCUUUCUGAGACAACUGGUGGCAGGAGGUGUGAAUAUUGGGAUGUGAGCAGGGAGUUCAGUCCAACUGGCUAGAGCUGUCAAAACAGGGCAUCGGAGCCCUGUGCAGCUUAGCUGGAAUUUGUCACUUUUUUUUUUUUAACAGUGAUUUUUUUUUUUUUUUUUUUUGAGAUACAAAGCUAUGUACCUCAUGCUACUCUCUCCAAAGAGAUGUUCCUGGUACUUUAUCGGGGUGCCUGUCCCCAGUCUGACCCCAAAUGGGAGGAGCUGCCUUGAAAACGUAGGGGGUAGUGGGACUGUAGAUGUGUGAGUUGGGAGUUGUUGGUGUUAGGAGCCUCUGUUGCAGCAAAGAAAGGGCUUUGGUUCUUCAGGGACCAGGCAGGCGAGGAUGCUGUGAGGAAGGGCAGAGGCUGUUUGCUGUGGUAGUAGUAUGUGUUUUUGGAUGUGUCUGUAAUCAUUCCCCCCAGAGGCUGAAGCUGUCUAUGUGCUCUUCUCCGAAGGGCACCAUGUAUUUUGCUGACUGCACUUCUGCCCUGCCCCUGCAGUCCACUGCUAGGAGAGAUCUGGGGAUUUCAGCUUUGCCUCUGAACAGAGAUGAGGCAGAGCUGAAGGUCGAGUGGCAGUGCAAGGAGAGCUGGGUCUGGUCCUGCUACCUCUGCUCUUACUUGCAUCGGGGGCAGUUGCUGAGUGAAGCAUUUGUUCAUCCCAUCCUUCCUAGCUUACUUGGGCAUAUAUCUCUCUAUGGGUGUCUACUUGGCAAGGCAGUCUUGUUCCUAAGACCAAAUACACUGCUCCUGUAUAGGUGAGAGGAACAUAACUCUUCUCUCUGCUGUCCCCCUUUAUUGAUGGCUCUAGCUCAGGGACUCUGGUUUCUGGCACAGCUGAGAUUUGCUUAGCUCUAAGAAAAAUUAUCUAUGGGGCAUCAGCCCGGCAUUCUGCAUGUCUUAGAUGCCUUCCCUGCCAAAGGGGUGGGUGCAGUCUCCAGACAGGGCAGUCCCAGGAGGGGUUUGGUGCCCUAGGCUUUAGCUCAUGGUGCUGUCCUCCCUGUGCUGAGGAUGGUGGUGGCUAACAGACUCAGCCUCUAGGACCCUUGGCUGUUGCAGUCCCCAAUGUGUUCACACGGUCUCACACACACAGGGGAGUUUUAGUCAUGCUUGGAUGUCUCUCAUUUGUCUGCCCUGUGCAAUGACUCACAAGGAUGCUUCCUCCCAGAGCAGCCACUAACUGUUCCCAGAGUCUAUAGUUUCCAAAGUAUUUUUAAUCUUUGUCAUUAUUUAUAUAUGCUAUGUAUGUACUGUUUCAGACUGUUGCCUUUCUGUGUGUUCAUGUUGAAAACCCCAUAUUAAAUGCUUUUAUUUUUA
Harpia harpyja (harpy eagle) is the source of this 4288-nucleotide messenger RNA. RefSeq names its product Rho GTPase activating protein 19 (gene ARHGAP19). Lineage: Eukaryota; Metazoa; Chordata; Aves; Accipitriformes; Accipitridae. The transcript has 12 exons. Gene Ontology annotation, molecular function: GTPase activator activity. The record is from RefSeq and is a predicted model, not a curated record. Gene Ontology annotation, cellular component: cytoplasm. Bases 93 to 1565 code for a protein of 490 amino acids. Gene Ontology annotation, biological process: regulation of small GTPase mediated signal transduction; signal transduction.